GAUCCCUCUUUGCUUCUAACGCUCACCUCUGGCGAUUUUCCCACGGUCCGGACCUCUGACGGGAGGGGUAUACGGACGUGAGGACAGCAACAGGAGCUUACAGAAAGCUCGCUAGGCAAUACUACUAGUACUUUACAUUACUCAGGCUCGAUGUCGAACUCCGCGAAGGGAGGGACGACGUCAAAGACGGCGAAACCGGUGGCAUCACCGACGACGAGAGGCGCCAGUGAGCGACCUAACACGAGAGCGACAGCCUCGGCGCCGCCGAUGGACCUGAAGACGGAGAGAGAGAAGGUGGACUCGUACGACAAGGCGUACAAGGUUCUAGUGAGCCGAGCCCUAAUACCAGAAGAGACCCAACCUUCGGUGGGUGCCCUGGUAGAGGGCCUACGCUUCUGCGCCGAGACGAGCAACCAGGCGCAGGUACGAGAGGCCAUCUACGCCUUCGCGUCUUACGCAGAGGCCAUUCGCGACAACCGUCCAGCCGCCAAGGUCCUGGACGACAUACGUCCGAUCCUGAUAAAGCUCACGGAAAGAAGCGAGGCCGAGCCAGGGGAGCUCGACGAGGACAAGGCCGGCCGCCUGGAGGAAAUGGUGGACCGGCAGGUGCAAUCGACCACGGAGUUAAACGGGAUGUUGGGGAGAUUGACCGAAGAGGUGCGUAAGAUCGCUGCGUCUCAGAAGAAGCUGGCGAAGGACCUGGAGACGGUCGACGGCCUGCGAGGCGACCUCCAGGGUGCCUUGAAAGAGACGCAGGAGGUGCUGAAGGCACCUCCGCAAGUCGUACAUCAUGAGCACGUCGCUCCUGUGAAUGACGGAGGUGUCCAUAUGGAUGGCGCGGGGGACGACCCUCGUACGCGGCGGCCAUCCAGCAUCAGCUCCCUGCCGCACAUGCCUCGACGAUGA
This is a messenger RNA of Fomitopsis serialis, 906 nucleotides long. RefSeq lists its product as uncharacterized. The record is from RefSeq and is a predicted model, not a curated record. NCBI's taxonomy places the organism in Eukaryota, Fungi, Basidiomycota, Agaricomycetes, Polyporales, Fomitopsidaceae. The coding region runs from base 151 to 906 and encodes 251 amino acids. The transcript has a single exon.